CGGGUGGGAGCGAGGCAGUUUCCCCCCACCCCAGCCAUGAAUCCCAACUGUGCUCGCUGCGGGAAGAUCGUUUACCCCACCGAGAAGGUGAACUGCCUCGAUAAGUUCUGGCACAAAGCCUGCUUCCACUGUGAGACCUGCAAGAUGACCCUCAACAUGAAGAACUACAAAGGCUACGAGAAGAAGCCCUACUGCAACGCGCACUACCCCAAGCAGUCCUUCACCAUCGUGGCAGACACCCCCGAGAACCUGCGCCUGAAGCAGCAGAGUGAGCUCCAGAGCCAGAUCCGCUACAAGGAGGAGUUCGAGCGGAGCAAGGGGAAGGGCUUCAGCGUGGUCGCAGACACCCCCGAGCUGCAGAGGAUCAGGAAGACUCAGGACCAGAUCAGCAACAUCAAGUACCAUGAGGAGUUUGAGCGCAGCAGGAUGGGACCCAGCCCCAGCGAGGGUGCGGAGCUGGAGCGCAGCAACCCCCAGGAGAGCAACUACAGGAGACCUCCAGAGCAGCAGCAGCAGCACCAGCAGCAGCCACACCACAGCCAGCCCAGCAACCAGGCCUACCAGCAGCACCAGCAGCAGCCUCCCCCUCAGUCCUACGGCUACAAGGAGCCAGCAGUGCCCAGCUCCACGCAGCGCAGUGCCCCUGCUGCAGGGGGGAAGCGUUUCCGUGCUGUCUACGACUACACAGCAGCAGAUGAGGACGAGGUCUCCUUCCAGGACGGGGACACCAUCAUCAACGUGCAGCAGAUCGACGAUGGGUGGAUGUAUGGCACCGUGGAGCGCACGGGCGACACGGGCAUGCUGCCUGCCAACUACGUGGAGGCCAUCUGAGCCUGGGCACAGGGCACACGGGCUCAGAGGGGGCUGCCAGCACCUUGCCAUCCCCCCCUCCCCCCAGCCCAGCUCUCUCUCUCUCUCUCUCUGUCUGUCUCUAUGUGUGUGUGAGUGAGAGGCUCUCUGCGCCCCACCCCCAGCAGCUCUUCUCCUGCCUGCCCUAAGGGGAGGUUGCCCACUCUGCUGGUGCCACCUGGCAUCACUGCCUGCUCCUGCAGCUGCCCUCCUGGGUGUCUGUGCCACUCCAGCAGCGCUCAGGCUGGAGCUGGGUACCUUGCUGGGUGUCUGUGCCCCUCCAGCAGCUCUCAGGAUGGAGCUGGGCACCUUCCUGGGUGUCUGUGCCCCUCCAGCAGCUCUCAGGCUGGAGCUGGGUACCUUCCUGGGUGUCUGUGCCCCUCCAGCAGCUCUCAGGCUGGAGCUGGGUACCCUCCUGGGUGUCUGUGCCCCUCCAGCAGCUCUCAGGCUGGAGCUGGGUACCUUCCUGGGUGUCUGUGCCCCUCCAGCAGCUCUCAGGCUGGAGCUGGGUACCUUCCUGGGUGUCUGUGCCCCUCCAGCAGCUCUCAGGCUGGAGCUGGGCACCUUCCUGGGUGUCUGUGCCCCUCCAGCAGCUCUCAGGCUGGAGCUGGGUACCUUCCUGGGUGUCUGUGCCCUAAGGGGGAGUUGCCCACUCUGCUGGUGCCACCUGGCAUCACUGCCUGCUCCUGCAGCUGCCCUCUGGGUUUCUUGUGCCAGUUGAGGUUUGGUUGUGGCUGUGUUGGCACUGAGGGA
This is a messenger RNA of Pogoniulus pusillus (Red-fronted tinkerbird), 1602 nucleotides long. It is a transcript of the gene LASP1, whose product is annotated as LIM and SH3 protein 1. The record is from RefSeq and is a predicted model, not a curated record. The transcript has 7 exons. Gene Ontology annotation, cellular component: focal adhesion. Gene Ontology annotation, molecular function: actin filament binding. The coding region runs from base 37 to 831 and encodes 264 amino acids. NCBI's taxonomy places the organism in Eukaryota, Metazoa, Chordata, Aves, Piciformes, Lybiidae.